AUGGGUGAUGUUCAUGGUGAUGAUCGAGUAUUUUCGCAAUUAUUGCAUCAUUUAAAUUUAACCUCGGAAAUUGGAGGAGAAAUUGAAUUCAAGCAAAAUGAUUUGUUAUUUAUUCAAACAGGAGAUGUGUUGGAUCGAGGGCCUGAUGGAUUAAAAAUAUUAAAAUUUCUAAUGAAAGCUAUAGACAAGUCUAAUGAUCGAGUGGAUUUUCUGUUAGGAAAUCAUGAACUUAUGAAUUUAUAUGGAAAUUUUUAUUAUGUUCAUGAGAAUGAAUAUUCUAGUGAAUAUAAAAAUUUAUUACUGGAUGAUCAAUCUCCAAUUAGAAGAUUUUUAUUAGAGAGAAAUACUGUUCGACUUGUGGAUGGAGUUGUUUAUACUCAUGCUGGACUACUUCCAUUCUUUAUUGAAAAUGAUCCAAAUCUCAUGCAAAAUAUUCAAAAUCCAGACAUGGUUGUGAAAUUGUUAAAUGAAAAAACAGUCCACUUGUUGAAACAUGGAACACGUGGUUUUCACACGAGAUCACCCAAGUCGUUGCUAGGACCAAAAGGACCUUUCUGGACUCGAGAUUUAUCUGAUCAUGAAGAUUGUCAAUCUCUUUACAACACUUUGGAUCUUUUAAAAGCCAAUCACAUGGUGGUAGGUCAUACCAUUAAAGACGAAGUAACGAUUCUUUGUCAUGACAAACAGAGGAAAAAGAGUUUAAUAUGCAUUGAUACAGGAAUGAGUAAUGAAUAUGGAGGUCUGCCAUACGCUGUUAAAAUUGUCGAUGGAAAAACUAUAUAUAUUUAUAAUUCAAAAACGAAUGACACAACAAUGAUCGAUUUAGAAACAAAUGAACGUUUUGAAAUCUCACUCUUACCAUCAACAAGUGGAUUCAAUAUUCGAAUGAUAUUGACCUGUUUACUUGCAACAGUGUUGUUAUUGAUGACAAGUUUUCUCUGUUUUUCAUCCAAGAAACAACUAGUCAGAGAGACAGACAUUUCUACUAGUAGGAAAUGUUCCACCUCAUCGUCACCAGUCAUGAUUCCAUCUCCUCCAACUAUACAAUUUAAACUUGACAAUGAAAAGAAAAUUCAAGGAAGUCGAAAGAGUAUUCGAUAUGAUUUUAUUAAUCCUCAACAUUUUGAAAAUGGCCAUUUGAGAAAAACUUUGUAA
Naegleria fowleri is the source of this 1155-nucleotide messenger RNA. RefSeq lists its product as uncharacterized. Gene Ontology annotation, molecular function: hydrolase activity. NCBI's taxonomy places the organism in Eukaryota, Heterolobosea, Eutetramitea, Acrasida, Naegleriidae. The transcript is spliced from 3 exons. The record is from RefSeq and is a predicted model, not a curated record. Bases 1 to 1155 code for a protein of 384 amino acids.